Molecule: messenger RNA, 2459 nt
Organism: Aphis gossypii (cotton aphid)
Lineage: Eukaryota; Metazoa; Arthropoda; Insecta; Hemiptera; Aphididae
Gene: eIF5
Product: eukaryotic translation initiation factor 5
Exons: 12
Coding region: 782-2116 (444 amino acids)
Biological process (GO): translational initiation; formation of translation preinitiation complex; formation of cytoplasmic translation initiation complex
Cellular component (GO): cytosol
Molecular function (GO): GDP-dissociation inhibitor activity; eukaryotic initiation factor eIF2 binding; translation initiation factor activity
Source: RefSeq, a predicted model, not a curated record
UUUAGCAUUUUCUGUUCCGAUCUUCCACGGACCUUUGAUCGUGCAACGACGCACCACUGAUAAAGAAAUAAUUACGCCCCCGCCCCAUUAGCAAUAAGCUGUUGAGCAAGUGAGCAACGAUAUCCGUUUCGCGCGCACUGUGGCUCGGUCGCAAGUCGCAACUCGCCACCAACGCUCCACAAGUACACUCGUCACAAAGUUAAGGUAACGCGCGCGUUAUCUGCCACCGUACCUGUGUGUCUUUUGUGCGCGCGCGCACCAGACGUUUCACAUCGAUCGGACGGUCUCGUCGUCGCGUUCUCAUUCGGCAUUCCCAGUUCGCCGUCCAUCCGACCGGUUCCAUUAUCGCAACAUUGCGCCGUCCCGUCUGAGCAGCUGUUGCAGUAAAGCCGACGAAACGGUUUCCACGAUAAGAACACGACGUGUCUGGAGACUUGUCAAAGACACCGAUCUUUGGCCAAGUCGACGGAAGCGAACGACAUUCGCUAAUAAUUUCAUCGUCAGUCCCGCGUCCCAGAAGGGCGACACCAUUUAUAUGAAGUUUCUCGACACGGUAUCGCCAUCAUUAUCCAGAGCAAGAUCUGGCAGUUGUAAAAAGCUCAUAGAGCCAUUUAUUGGCCCUGCUACAAGGUGCAUGAGUUCUUUAAAAUACCAGGGUUUUAGUUUUCGAAAUUUGUUGGAACAGGACAUCAAAAUACUGCUGCAACCGACACAGGAAAUCGCAACCAUUCAGGGAAACGUGACGGGUUACACUUAAUAUAGGAACAAUACAGCUGCAACCAUGGGUAGCUUAAACGUGAAUCGGAAUGUCAGUGAUGCAUUCUAUCGAUAUAAAAUGCCUAGACUUAUGGCUAAAGUUGAAGGCAAGGGUAAUGGCAUCAAAACUGUGAUUGUCAAUAUGGCUGAAGUGGCUAAAGCUAUUGGAAGACCAGCUACAUAUCCAACUAAGUUCUUUGGCUGUGAAUUAGGUGCGCAAACUCAAUUUGACUUUAAGCAUGAUAGAUUUAUUGUAAAUGGAGCUCAUGAUGCUGGCAAACUUCAAGAUCUUUUGGAUGGUUUUAUUCGGAAGUAUGUGUUAUGUCCGGAGUGUGAUAAUCCAGAAACUGAAUUAAUGAUCAGUACUAGAAAGGGAACAAUACAUCAGGGUUGCAAAGCUUGUGGUUAUUAUGGUUCUUUAGAAUCCAAUCAUAAAUUAAAUGCUUACAUAUUGAAGAAUCCACCGAAUUUAAAUCCAGCGGCUCAAGGAUCAUCAUUAACUGAAGGCAAACGUAACAAACGUUCUAAGAAACAAGGCGGUGAAAACGGUGAAGGAGGCAGGUCUAGUUCUCCAGAAGACAACAAUACAGAAUUGAUAGUCCAAGCUCCAGAAAAAUUGGCUGAAGAUGACAGUAAUGAUAAAUGGGCUGUUGAUGUGUCUGAAGCAGCAGUUAGAGCUCGUAUGCAAGAUUUAACUGAUGGAGCUAAAGGAUUAACCAUUGAUGAAGACACAGAUAAGACUGAAAAAGAAAGAAUGGAUAUAUUUUACAACAAGGUUCAAAAAGCACGAGACUCUGGUUUAAUUUCAGAUUCAAUUACAAUCAAAGAAAUUGUGGCUGAAGCUGAGCGUUUAGAAGUAAAGAGCAAAGCUACAUUAGUAUUGGCUGAACUAUUAUUUGAUGAUAAAAUCCAUUUGCAGUUGAAAAAACAUCGUGUCUUAUUCUUACGUUUUUGUCAUGAGGAUCAAAAGGCUCAAAGAUAUCUAUUAGGUGGGAUAGAACAAGUGAUUGGACUCCAUAAAAGUAGUUUGUUACCAAAAGUUGCUGCUAUAUUGAAGUUAUUUUAUGAUGCCGAUAUUUUGGAAGAGUCUGUAUUAUUAGACUGGGCUAGUAAGAUCAGCAAAAAAUAUGUCUCUAAAGAACUGAGUCAGGAAAUACAUAACAAUGCUAAUCAGUUUAUUACAUGGUUACGUGAAGCUGAAGAAGAAGAAGAAAGUGGAGAGGACAGUGAUGAUGAUGUAGAGAUUGAAUAUAAUGACCGUGUGCAUACUAGCACAUUAAAAGCAAAAUCUGUACCACCAGUUGUUACCAAAUCCAAUGUUGAUGAUAAUGAAGAUGACGUUGAUAUUGAUGCCAUCUAACUGUCUUGGUGGACAGAACAUUUAAAAUUUAAUUAUUCAAAUAAAAUUAGUUUACAAUAUUAUAUAAUCAAAUAUACAUUUCAAAAUCAUCUAACAAAUUUUCAACAUUCAUUUAUCUGAUUCUAAUUUACAAUAUAUAAAAAUAUUAAGUAAAAUUUAAAAACCUUUGUACCCUUUAUUUAUUUUUUUUAUUAUUACAAUUCAUUUAUAAUUGGUAGACGGCUGCAAAUAUGUUUUACUAAGUGGCUAUUCAAUAUUAUACAAGUGUAUGAUGCCGUAAGUUAAAAGUGUAUUCAAUUAUGGUAGCCAUUCUAAUAAAGAUAUCCAGUAAUUAAAAUAUUAA